GUUACAGUAAUGCAAUCCAUUUCCUAGCACAAGUGGGUAAGUACCACUCUGACUUGGGCUGGGCUUAAAAGCAAAAGAAAAGCUCCCAGACAGUCAGAGUGGAAACACUCCCACAUUUCAGUGCAGAUAAAUAAAUGAAGGUCCAGAUUAUCCUUCCUGUUCUGUCUUGUCUGUGGGAGACGAGUUGCCUUUGAUGCAAAUUAUUUGAGCCAGAAGAACAUCUGUGGAACAUCCCCUGAUACAUGAAGCUCUCUCCCCAGACUUCGCGUGUUAACCUGGGGAUGAUGUGGACCUGGGCACUGUGGCUGUUCCCUUUACUCUGCAAAUUCAGCCUGGCAGCUCUGCCUGCUAAGCCUGAGAACAUUUCUUGUGUCUACUACUAUAGGAAAAAUUUAACUUGCACUUGGAGUCCAGGAGAGGAAACCACUUAUACCCAGUACACAGUUAGGAGAACUUAUUCUUAUGGAAGAAAGCAUGAUAAUUGUACAACCAAUAGUUCUGCAAGUGAAAAUCGUGCUUCGUGCUCUUUUUUCCUUCCAAGAAUAACGAACCCAGAUAAUUGUACCAUUGAGGUGGAAGCUCAAAAUGCAGAUGGUGUAAUUACAUCUGAUAUGACAUAUUGGCAUUUAGAGGGCAUAGCAAAAACUGAACCACCUGAGAUUUUCAGUGUGAAACCAGUUCGGGGCAUCAAACGGAUGAUUCAAAUUGAAUGGAUAAAGCCUGAAUUGGCGCCUGUUUCAUCUAACUUAAAAUACACGCUUCAAUUCAGGACAGUCAAUAGUAUCAGCUGGCUGGAAGUCAACUUCACUAAGAACCGGAGGGACACAGACCAAACCUACAACCUCACGGGGCUGCAGGCUUUUACAGAAUAUGUCAUAGCCCUGCGAUGUGCAGUUGAGGAGUCGAAGUUCUGGAGCGACUGGAGCCAAGAAAAAAUGGGAACGACUGAGGAAGAAGCUCCAUGUGGCCUGGAACUGUGGAGAGUCCUGAAACCGGCUGAGGCGGACGGAAGAAGGCCAGUGCAGUUGCUAUGGAAGAAGCCAAGAGGAGCCCCAGUCCUAGAGAAAACACUUGGCUACAACAUAUGGUACUUCCCAGAAAACAACACUAACCUCACAGAGACAAUGAAUGCCACUAACCAGCCACUGGAACUGCAUCUGGGAGGCGAGAGCUAUUGGGUGUCUAUGACUUCUUAUAAUUCUCUUGGAACGUCUCCAGUGGCCACCCUGAGGAUUCCAGCUAUUCAGGAAAAGUCAUUUCGGUGCAUUGAGGUCAUGCAGGCCUGCCUUGCUGAGGACCAGCUAGUGGUGAAGUGGCAAAGCUGUGCUCUAGAUGUGAACACUUGGAUGAUUGAAUGGUUUCCGGACAUGGACUCAGAGCCCCCCACCCUUUCCUGGGAACCUGUGUCUCAGGCCAGGAACUGGACGAUCCAGCAAGAUAAAUUAAAACCUUUCUGGUGCUAUAACAUCUCUGUGUAUCCAAUGUUGCAUGACAAAGUUGGUGAGCCAUAUUCCAUCCAGGCUUAUGCCAAAGAAGGCGUUCCAUCAGAAGGUCCUGAGACCAAGGUGGAGAACAUUGGCGUGAAGACAGUCACAAUCACAUGGAAGGAGAUUCCCAAGAGACACAGAAAGGGUAUCAUCUGCAACUACACCAUCUUUUACCAAGCUGAAGGCGGAAAAGGAUUCUCCAAGACAGUCAACUCCAGCAUUUUGCAGUACAGCCUGGAGGCCCUGCAACGAAAGACCUCUUACGCUGUUCAGGUCAUGGCCAGCACCAGUGCUGGGGGAACCAACGGGACCAGCAUACAUUUCAAGACAUUGUCAUUCAGUGUCUUUGAGAUUAUCCUUAUAACUACUCUGAUUGCUGGAGGCCUUCUUCUUCUCAUCAUCCUGACAGCGGCAUAUGGUCUCAAAAAACCCAACAAACUGGCUCACCUGUGUUGGCCCAGCGUUCCCAACCCUGCUGAAAGUAGUAUAGCCACGUGGCAUGGAGAUGAUUUCAAGGCUAAGCUAAACCUGAAGGAGUCUGAUGACUCUGUGAACACAGAACGGAUCUUAAAACCAUGUUCCACCUCCAGUGACAAGUUGGUUAUUGACAAGUUGAUGGUGAACUUUGGGACUUUUCUACAAGAAAUUUCCACAGACAAAUCCAAAAUCAGUCAGGAAAACAAUUUAGGAGGGGAAAAGAAUGAGUAUGUGACCUACUUAGUCACACCUGACUGUCCCCUAGGGAAAAGUUUUGAGGAGCUCCUGGUUUCACCUGAAAUUCCUCCCAGAAAAUCCCAAUGCCUGUGUUUGAGGAUGCCAGAAGGGAGCUGCCCAGAAGCAAAAGAGCAGCUUCUCUUUUCUGAUCAAUGUUUAGCACCAUAUCAUCUGUGUGGGGAAGAAGCACCAAAUCCAUAUUUGAAAAAUUCAAUGACAACCAGGGAAUUUCUUGUGUCUAAAAAACUGCCAUAGCACACCAAGAGAGAAGUCGAAGUGCAACCAUGCCGUGAGACCCUGGGGUCUCAGUGCGGGUGACCCUUUCCAGAGAAGAUGUCGAGACUCAGCAAGCCACGCGUUCUUGGCCCCUCCACAUCCUGCCUGGGUUAAAGUCUCCCCCUGCCCCUCAGCUGCCAGUUGAACUUGGUUGGCACAGAUGUGACCUUGUGCUGGGAAGAAGGGACGGUGAUAAACCUGAGUUUUGUAAAGGAA
Molecule: messenger RNA, 2693 nt
Organism: Callithrix jacchus (white-tufted-ear marmoset)
Lineage: Eukaryota; Metazoa; Chordata; Mammalia; Primates; Cebidae
Gene: IL31RA
Product: interleukin 31 receptor A
Molecular function (GO): protein binding
Source: RefSeq, a predicted model, not a curated record